Molecule: messenger RNA, 2904 nt
Organism: Penicillium chermesinum
Lineage: Eukaryota; Fungi; Ascomycota; Eurotiomycetes; Eurotiales; Aspergillaceae
Exons: 2
Coding region: 1-2904 (967 amino acids)
Source: RefSeq, a predicted model, not a curated record
AUGGCUAUUUUCCACACGUCUAUCAUGAUGUUCUUCGCCCACAUCAUCCUCUUGUUGGGCCUUCCAACCGCUCUUGUGAGCGCUGUGCCAGUCACACCGGUGACUAAGGACCUGGCAGUGUCUGAGAGGGCCUCAUCAGGCUACUGGGUCGCGAAUAUCAAGCGUCAGGGUGUUGCUGCAUUCAACAAGAACGCCGAUUAUCAAGUUUUCCGGAACGUCAAGGACUUUGGCGCCAAGGGUGACGGCUCGACCGACGACACCGCUGCUAUCAACAAGGCCAUCUCCUCCGGAGGGCGCUGCGGUAAAGGCUGUGACUCUUCCACCACCACCCCCGCCCUGGUGUACUUCCCUCCCGGUACCUACGUGGUCUCCAAGCCUAUCAUUCAAUUUUACUAUACCCAGAUUGUUGGUGAUGCUACUGAUCUGCCUAUUAUCAAGGCCGCUCCUGCUUUCUCGGGCAUGGCCGUGAUCGAUGCCGACCCCUACGAAAAUGAUGGCAGCAACUGGUACACUAAUCAGAACAACUUCUUCCGUGCUAUUCGUAACCUGGUGAUUGAUAUCUCUGGCAUGCCCCAGGGCUCCGGUGCUGGGAUUCACUGGCAAGUUGGUCAGGCUACUAGCUUGCAGAACAUUCGCUUCGAGAUGGUCAAGGGCGGCGGUGCUGCCAACAAGCAACAGGGUAUCUUCAUGGACAACGGAUCUGGAGGUUUCAUGUCCGAUCUCACUUUCAAUGGCGGAAACUAUGGGAUGUUCCUCGGUAACCAGCAGUUCACCACCCGCAACCUCAAGUUCAAUGGCUGUCAGACUGCUAUUUUCAUGAACUGGAACUGGGCGUGGACCUUCAAGUCCGUCGAAAUCAACAACUGCCAGGUCGGGCUCAACAUGUCGAACUCUCCUUCCAACCAGACCGUUGGUUCCGUUAUGAUGCUCGACAGUAAGCUUACCAACACCCCGACCGGUGUCGUCACUGCUUGGAGCCAGAAGAGCAUCCCCAACGGUGGUGGCACUUUGGUACUCCGGAACGUCGACUUCUCUGGCUCAAAGGUCGCGGUUUCCAGCAUCGACGGUGACAAUGUCCUUGCAGGAGGUUCCGUCAUUGCCGACUGGGUCCAGGGUAACACUUACUCUCCUGGCUCUGCUCCAAGCAAGCGUGCGGUCUCGGCUCCUGCGCCGGGUGACGAGGAUGUUAUCACUGUCACCAAGACCGUCAUGUCUACUGUGCUAGCUUGCCCUGCUUCCUACUCUACUUCUUCCCUUGCUAGCAACAGUUUUCCCGCUCCCGAGCGUACCGUCACUCGCUCCGAGCCUGCAGCUCUUCCCACUGGUAGUGAUAGCGGUGAUCGUUCUCUUCUCCCGACUGGCAUUCCCGGCCUUGACAACACCUGGUUAUCUUCGCUUAUUGGUGCCACUGGAACCGUUGAUCUCCCCGUUCCCUUCGCUACUGGUGAGUCUGCCCCUACUAGCGAAGUAGUGCCUGCUGCCUCCAACAGCGUGGUCCCUGCGUCACCCAGUGUUCCUGUCGUGCCUUCGGAGACUACUCAAGCACCAGCUGGCCCCUCUGUUGUGGCUAGUGGAACUGCCAGCGCUCUGAUUCCUCAGGGUACCUCUAGCAGCACCUUUGGCUCCGAAUCAGGAGCCGACUCCGGCAGCAGUGGUACUUGCGGUGCCGCCCAGGCUGUUUCCUCUGCGCGCACUCAGAGCACUAUGAAGUCUACCAUGUCGGGCGGCCUCCUUGCCAACGGCGCUGUGUUCGAAAAGUCCAAGCCUCUGUACGAGGAUGUUGCUGCUUCCUCUUUUGUUAGUGUUAAGUCCGCCGGUGCCAAGGGUGACGGCUCUACCGAUGAUACCGCUGCUCUUCAAAAGGUCCUUGAUGGCGCUUCCUCUGACCAAAUUGUUUACUUUGACCACGGCGCCUAUGUCAUCACCGACACCCUCAAGAUCCCCAAGGACAUCAAGAUCACGGGUGAGGUCUGGCCCAUGAUCAUGGUUCACGGCAGCAAGUUCGCCGACCAGAAGAACCCUGUGCCUGCCAUCCAGGUGGGCCAGAAGGGCGACUCUGGCUCCGUCGAGAUCAGCGACCUUGUCAUCACCACCAAGGGCCCUGCCCCUGGUGCUAUCCUUAUGGAAUGGAACGUUGCUGGUGCCACCCAGGGCUCUGCUGGUAUGUGGGACGUCCACUUCCGCAUCGGUGGUUCCGCUGGUACCGAGAUGCAGAGCAACACCUGCAAGAAGACCCCUCUCGUGCAGACUACCCCCAAGGACGAAUGUAUCGCCGCCUUCAUGCUCAUGCAUGUCACCAAGGACGCCAGUGCCUACUUCGAGAACACCUGGUUCUGGACCGCCGAUCACGAGCUCGACCUCCCCGAUCAUGCUCAGGUCAACAUCUACACUGGCCGUGGUAUCCUCAUCGAGUCCCAGGGCCCUGUCUGGCUGUAUGGAACCGCUUCUGAGCACCACCAGCUGUACAACUACCAGGUCUCCAACGCCAAGAACGUCUUCAUGGGUCUGAUCCAGAGUGAAACUCCUUACUACCAGUCCAACCCCACUGCGCUGUACCCAUUCACUCCUCAGGAGACCUGGAACGAUCCCGACUUCUCCACAUGUACUACCGCUAGUUGUAAGAAGGCCUGGGGUUUGCGUGUUCUCGGCUCUUCGGACGUGUAUGCCUACGGUGCCGGUCUGUACAGCUUCUUCGAGAACUACGCCCAGACAUGCCUCAACUCCGAGGACUGCCAGCAGAACAUGGUUGAGGUCGACUGCUCUGACGUGCACCUGUACGGUCUUACGACCAAGGCGGCCGUCAACAUGGUCACUUCCUCUGACGGCAAGAGCAUGGUUCCUCAGCACCCCAACCAGAGCACUUAUGGCUCGACCAUUGCCCUGUUCUCGCAGAGCACUGCCUAG